UCACAUUGCAUAAAUUAUACCAAUUUAAGAGGACAUACAUGUAGUGUUUUGUUGCCACUUGUGAUACAGUACCUAUAUUCAAUAAUUACAUAGCAGGAACGAUAAAAAAAGUUUGUUUAAAAUGGGAAAUAAGUCAUCAUUGUUGUUACGACAGGAAGAAAUCGCUCAAAUACAGGACGAAACUGGAUUUACUCCGAACCAAAUCGAACGAUUGUACUCUCGAUUUACAUCACUGGAUCGCACCGAUUGUGGAACACUAUCUCGCGAUGAUUUCCUGCGAAUACCAGAACUUGCCAUUAAUCCGUUAUGCGAUAGAAUCGUCCAUGCUUUCUUUGCCGACAGCAAUGAUGAAAGGGUCAAUUUUCGACAAUUCAUGAAGGUGUUGGCUCAUUUCCGUCCCAUUAAGGCAGGAAAAACGAAUACCUUGAAUAAUCGCCAGGAAAAACUUAAAUUCGCAUUUAAAAUGUACGAUUUAGACGACGACGAAUCGAUAUCCAGAGAUGAAUUGUUGAACAUAUUGCAUAUGAUGGUCGGUGCCAAUAUCAGCCAAGAUCAAUUGAUUAGCAUAGCUGAGCGAACGAUCAUCGAAGCCGACCAAUGUGGUCAAGGGAAAAUUUCGUUUGAUGAUUUCUGCAAAGCGUUGGAACGAUGCGACGUUGAACGAAAAAUGUCCAUUCGUUUUUUGAAUUAAAAAUUCCAAAAAAAAUUUGUAUUAAUUUAUGCACACACUACACAUACACACACUUUACCGGGUUACUUGUUACAUUAUAUCACUUUGUUGACAAUGACACGUUUAUCACAUUUCAGCUUAUUUAGCUAAUCACCGGAAUGACAAAUGAGAAAUUAAGUUCUGCAGGUGAGCUUGCUGUUUGUCAUACGGUCCACACUUCUUUUUCAAAUACAUUUUUAAAGCUCAAACAGACAUUUCAAAAAGCUUCAGGUUCAUUGUAAAUCACAUGCUCGUAUUUAGACAAUGUACAGUCAAUGUAAAAAAAGGAGUUCAUUUAAUGCUCUCAUUUCACACAGCUCGUUAAAAAUACUUGAAAAAUUGUAGAAUUUACACCAAUUUUCUACGCAGGGAAUGCUGUGCACAGAAACGUAUAUUUUGCACAAACUGUGUCCCGGCUUAGAAGUCCACACAUUGUAUGUAUAGCCUGGGCAGCAUUUUUAUUCUGCAGAAACAUUCUUCAGAAAUCCAUUCCAGUCGAUUUCAAGUCAUCCUGAGCAUGCUUUCCAUGUUGUUUUUUAUUAUUAUUUUGAUUUAAUGGAAUUUCAAAAAGAAGAAAUUGAUUAUGUCUCCAUGUUUCUUAUGCAAAUUCAAUUGCGAUAGGCUUAUAAAUGUGAUAAACAAUCAUGUGCAUUAUUGGGGAAUUUUUCAUGGGUCCUAGAAAAAUGUCCUAGAAAAAUUUACUAUCAACCCGACUUUAUUAAUUAAUUAAUUUUAGAGGAAUGAUUGACUUUUAAUGAAAAUUUACAAUAUAGUGAAUGGUGCCAAAUUUGCACUAGCUGCUUCAUAGUUCGACAUUCAAAUUACUACUUUACUGUAAUAAAACUGUUUAUAGUCUGAAUGUCUGAAGAGAACCAGCUGGUGCAUAUUUCCACAACAAUCUUAAAGAAGGUGCAUUGGUACUUAUGUUACAGCUUUUAUUUUGUUCAUUGAACAUUGUGUCACAAUAAAAAAAUACUUAACCAAAGAA
Messenger RNA from Bradysia coprophila, 1697 nucleotides. It is a transcript of the gene elm, whose product is annotated as calcineurin like EF-hand protein 1 elm. The record is from RefSeq and is a predicted model, not a curated record. NCBI's taxonomy places the organism in Eukaryota, Metazoa, Arthropoda, Insecta, Diptera, Sciaridae. Gene Ontology annotation, molecular function: calcium ion binding.